GCGCCGCUGACAGUCAAACAGCAUCCCGUCACGCUCCCAGUGGUCCAGGAUCUUCCUCAGACCAGAUAGACGCCUCUCCCGCUUACCCCUUUUCUCACUUUACCCCUCCUGCUUUGCUCUGCGCUGUCCCCUGGAAUCAGCUUAGUGAGCGUGUGUAUCUAUGCGAGACACUUUACUGCUCGAUGCACCGAUUUACUACGCCGUAAGCAUCACCGUGUACAUAUGCAGAUGCUUAUUGCGUAGUAUAUUGAUCUGCUCCAUGGUUACUUUACUACCGCACGUGUAGGUGGCAAACGAACUGCAGAGUAGCUACUGCAUAGCAAAGUCCGUGUAGACCGGGAGCAGAUUUGCUCCCAGUCAGCUGAGGGGCAGGGAUCAGGAGGUUGCUCCCUGGCCCCGUGAGCUGCCUGUUGCCGGCAUGGGCUCCCAUGGCAGAGCAUGUCCUCCUGUCCCGGCAGCAGGGAGCUCCUGGCCCCAGCUCUGGAAACAGCUGGAACUGGGGAAUGAGUUCCCCACCCUAGAGACCUGGCACCAGCACUUCCAAAGCCUCUGCUCCCAGGAGGCGGAGGAGCUUUGGGAGCUCUGCAGCCGCCUGCGGGAGCUGUGCCAGCGCUGGCUGGAGCCCAGCACCGCAGCAAGGAGCAGGUGCUGGAGCAAGCCCUGGCCAUCCUGCCCCAGAGAUAAUGCUGGGAGUGGGGGCACGGUGUGGACACCUGUGCCAAGUCAGUGGCCCAGGGCGAGGGUUUUCAGGUGGGACAGGCGGGGUGAGAAGUGGUUGUUUCACCCUGAUCAUCACAGCUGCCGUCCCCACCUCCAUGUGUCUGGGGGACGUUCCCCUCCGUCCUGUCUCCCAGUUCCUGGCUCCCCAGUGACAGAUUUAUCUCAUUCCCAGAUCACAGCGAGUGUGAAGGUUGAGGAGAUCUCCCCAGACAAGAUGCAGCCCACGGUGUCAUUGCAGGAACCUGGCGAUUGCUGGCUGGAGCAGCCCAAGGCCCGUUGUACAGACAGGCAUCGGGAGGAGGCAGGACUGGGGGAAACCACAGGACCUCAGGACAAGACCCCUCAUGUCCCCAAAGAGCAGCCCUCGUCCGACCAGAAGUCAGAUUCUCCUAAAACAGAGGAGACCUGGGACUGCGCACCAGACGAGAGCUGCUCAGGUUCCUACCCUGGACAAAGUCCUUCCCCAGGAGCAGGGACCUUUAGCAGAGCUGAUGAACAGCCUCCUGAGGAGGUGCCCGUAUUCCUGGAGCUACAGAGGACUUGCCCGGGGAGAAUGGGAGAGAUGGAUUCCCUGAUACCUCAACCAGGCCAGCUGGGGAAGGGGCAGGGCAUGCCUCCAAAGCAGGGAUCCUGCGGGCUGGAUGGAACGGCUUGGCGGGCCGCAUUCAGCCCAUGGGCCGCAUUUUGCCCACCCCUGCUCCAGGUACACUGUGACACCCCACCACCCAUAGGCAACGUGUGGGGAGAGGCAUGGGGGGCACAUGUACCCCCUGACAGGGAGUCCAUGGGAGCUCGCCAGCUCUGGCCCCACCGCCACUGCCAGCAUCUGCGGGAGCUUGCCCAGACUCGGGAGGCAGCAGUCACCCAUGCCGCCACCACCAGGAAGCACAACACUGCGGUCUCUGCAACUGAACCCAGCAAGUCCCCUCCAGCCUGGCCUAGACCGUGGAGCGUAUAGAGCCUCUGCAGCUGAUGCCAGCAGGGUCUUUCCAGCUCAGCCAGUGGCCCCUCAGCCUUAUGGGCAUAUAGUUGGGUAGGAGUGAGGAGCGCACCUGGCUGCUAGACAUCUGUGCUAGUUUGAGGGGAGGCAGAGGACAGGGUAGAUUUGCACCUUACAAACUAAGUGAAGCCGAGAGGCACAGCAGAAGUUUUUGCACGGCCAAGCUCAUUUCUCAGAUGUAAUGAAAGGACAUGGACAAGCCAGGCUAUCAAAUAAAGAUUGAGUCUUUUGAAUACCAAAUACGGUGUGGGGAGGGAGGUGAGAGUCAAGACACUGCUGGGAGAGGGGAAAAGAAGUGAAGGCCCCCACCCACAAAGCGCACACAGAAGCCUCUGUAUUAAGGAUGGAGCCCGGUUUGCACUGGGAGCCACUCCAAGGCGUGGUACCCUGGUGUGAAUGGGAGUUGGUAGCCUGUUGUUUGAGAGGCUGUUUGAGCUUGCCUGUUAGCCAGACCGGUUUGUCCCCCAUGGCCACACUGAAGCAACCGUCCUUGCCCAGGAGGGGAUGCAGGUCAGUAAUAAUGUGUCCAAGGGUUCGUAGGUUCAUAGAUUGUGGAGUCGGAAGGGACCACAAUGGAUCAUCGUGUCCGACCCCCAGCCAGGUGACUAUCCAGCCUGUUUUUGAAGACCUCCAAGCUAGGUGAGAGCACCACCUCUCUUGGCAGCCCAUUCCAGAUCCUGGUCACCCUUACUGUGAAAAAUUUCUUCCUAAUAUCUAACCUAAAUCCACUCUCAACUAGUUUGCACCCAUUAUUCCUAGCCCUAAUAAAUAGCACUUCCCCUAUUCCCCGUUGACUUCCCUAAUAAAUUUAUAGGCAGCCACAAGAUCUCCCCUCAGCUGUCUCUUGUGCAGGCUGAAGAGAUUCAGCUCUCAGCCUCCCCCCGUAGGGUCAAUCACGAAGGCCACUAAUCAUGCGAGUGGCUCUCCUGGACCCUCUCCAGAUUCCCCGUGUCCCUCCUGAAGUGCGGCGCCCAGAACUGGACACAGCACUGCAACUGCGGCCUGACCUGUGUCACAUCGAGGGGGAGCAGCACCUCCUUUGUCCUAUUAGUCAUGCACCUGCUAAUGCACUACAAGGUGCGACUGGCCUUGUUGAUGGCCUCGUUACACUGCCGGCUCAUGUUCAUCUUGGGGUCAACCAUGCCUGCAAGAUCCCUCUCUGCCUCUGAGCUGCUGAGAAGGACACUCCCCAACCUGUAGGUGUGCUGGGGGUUCCUCCUUCCCAGGUGGAGUACCUUACAUUUAUCUUUGUUAAAUGGCAUCCUAUUUCUCUCUGCCCAUUGCUCCAACCUGUCCAGGUUGGCCGGAAUCUGCUCCCUGCGCUCUGGUGUGCUAACUUUGCCCCAUACCUUGGUAUCAUCAGCGAACUUGGAGAGGGUGCUCUCCACGCCCUUGUCCAAAUCGCUGCUGAAGAUAUGAAAUAAUACCAGUCUGAGGACCGAACCCUGCGGGACCCCACUGCCCACCUCCUGCCAGGCCGAGAAGGAGCCAUCCACCACCACUCUCUGGUGCGGUCCCUAGGCCAAUUGACCACCCACCUGGCCAUGUAGGUGUCCACCCCACAGUCUGCUAGCUUCCCAAUGAGGAUAGGGUGCGAAACUGUGUCAAAGGCCUUCCUAAAGUCCAGGAAGAUGACAUCAGCCUCGGCUCCCACAUCCAGGCAGUGUGUGACCUGGUCAUAGAAGGCUACAAGGCUUGUCAGGCAGGAUGUACCCGUGACAAACCUGUGCUGGUUUCCCCUCAGCAUCGUUUCCCCUGCUGGGCCUGCACAAAUGUGUUCCUUGAUUAUUUUCUCUAGCAUUUUCCCAGGAACAGAGGUAAGACUGACUGGUCUGAAGUUACCCAGCUCAUCCCUUCUCCCUUUCUUGAAAAUGGGCACCACAUUGGCCCUUCUCCAGUCCUCAGGGACCUGGCCGGAGCACCACGAGUGCUCGAACAGCCGUGCCAGUGGCUCAGCUAUGACACCGGCCAAUUCCUUCAGCAGCCGUGGAUGGAGGUCGUCCGGGCCUGCUGACCCAUACCCAUCCAGCUCCGCCAGGAGCUCCCUCACUAUUUCAGAACUGACCGUAGGCGGACUGGUGCCCUGCGGACAUCUGUCAGUGAUCGAGGUGGGGGAAUUGGCUCGGUCGGUACUUAGAAAUACUGAAGCGAAGAAGUCAUUGAAGAGCUCUGCUUUUUUCCCCACGUCAACCACCAGCUGUCCUGAUUUGUCCCGCAGGGGCCCUAUGUUUUCUGAGACUUCCUUUUGCCGCUAUAUACUUGAAGAAGGACUUCUAUUGUCCGUGAUUGUUGAAGUCAGCCUGAGCUCAAGCCCUGCCUCGGCCUGUCUAACUGACUCCCUGCAAUAGCGCGCCAGCGAGAUAUAUUCCUCCUUGGUGGCUGCCCCCUGCUUUCAUUGCCCAUACAUCUCUGUCUUUGCCCCCAGACUCUCCUGCGGUUCCCUGUUCAGCCAAGGGGGCUCUUUUGCCCCCUUACCUCCCUUCCUACAUAAUGGGACAGACUCCUUUUGAGCCCCAUGGAUCACUCCCUUGAGAUACCUCCACCCCUCCUGGACCCCCAUGUGCUCUAUGUUCUUGAGUUGCAUCCCCUCGCUAACUAGCCUUCUAAGCUUGCCAAAGUUGGCCCUUCUGAAGUCCAACACCUUAGCCCCACUAGUGACUUUACCCACCCUUCGCUGGAUAGUGACCUCGACCAAGUGAUGGUCACUAUGUCCCAGGCUACCGUGAACACGCAUGUUCCCCACGGGAUCAUCCCCUGUUGCUAAGACCAGGUCAAGCAAGGCGCUGCCCCGGUGGGGCUGGACACCGCCUGGGCGAGGUGGAGGUCCUGCACGCACCGUGACCACCGCCUCCCUCGCCUGUGUGGCAUCUGCUAGCUGCCCGGAGAUACAUCGUCUAGCUCUUGAUCCCGAUGAGGAGGCCUGUAGUAGACCCCCACAACCAAGUCCUUUUCCCCUGGCCCCCCUGGAUCCUGGCCCACAGUGCCUCGGUGUUCCCCUCCUCCACCCCCGCCUUGAUGGUGGAAGACGUAUACUGCCCCUCAACAUCGAGUGCUACCCCCCCACACACCUUUUUUCCCCACGCUGCCAUGCCUAUACAACCUGUGCCCCUCGCCCACCGCCCGGUCGUGUGCACGACCCCACCGUGUCUCGGUUAGUGCGGCUCGGUCAGACUGGGUGCUAGCGAGCAAGGGUGCGAGCUCCUGCUUGUUCCCCGUGCUCCUGGUGUUUGUAUAAAGACACUUAGUCCCCCAAAGGGGGCUCUUGGUGCCCUGUGCCUUGAUGGGUGCAUUCCCUUUAUUACUUACCUGGUGUGGUGUGGUGCCGUGUUUGUGGCUUACCGACCCCUUAAUACUUACCUGGUGCGAUCUGGCAUCUUGUGUGAUGAGCGCUCUGCUAGAAGCCGAAGAGGCAGGAGGGUUGCAUAUUUUAGUUUGAACCUUGAACCACCUUUUAAGUUGCUCAUCACUGAAGCAUAGUUGAAAA
This is a messenger RNA of Alligator mississippiensis (American alligator), 5204 nucleotides long. RefSeq lists its product as uncharacterized. The transcript has 4 exons. NCBI's taxonomy places the organism in Eukaryota, Metazoa, Chordata, Crocodylia, Alligatoridae. The record is from RefSeq and is a predicted model, not a curated record. Bases 419 to 1678 code for a protein of 419 amino acids.